Messenger RNA from Tuber aestivum (summer truffle), 635 nucleotides. The record is from the annotation of a GenBank genome assembly. Lineage: Eukaryota; Fungi; Ascomycota; Pezizomycetes; Pezizales; Tuberaceae.
ACCUACCUACAUACAACAAAUCCUCACUAGCAUUACCAUUCUCACCCACUCACCACCUUCGCCUCCUCAUACUUGAACAAAAACAGGCGUAGACAAUGGGUAGUAUCGGAAUCCCAAUAAAGCUCCUCAACGAGGCCCAGGUACCCUUCCCUUGCCCAUCUCCAUCCACCCCCAAUCCAAAUAUCAACUAACCAACCGAACCCAGGGCCACGUCUGCACUCUAGAACUGACUUCUGGCCAAAUAUUUCGCGGCAGACUUUUCGAAGGCACUUGCCCUCCCCCUCCUACCCUCUUCCCCCCAACCCUCCCAACUAACCCAUCAACGUGUCUGUGAUAAACACAGCCGAGGACAAUAUGAACGUCCAACUCCGCGACAUUACCGUUACAGCUCGUGAUGGGCGCGUAUCCCAUCUCGACCAGGUGUACAUCCGUGGCUCGCACGUUAGGUUUUUUAUCGUGCCGGAUAUGUUGAGGUAUGUCUUCCGCUUUGCCGGGUUAAAUAAAGGCGAGGGGCGAAGGGGGGGCUAAUGGGGUGUGAUAGGAAUGCUCCGAUGUUUAGGUCUAGAGCUGUGCGCGGUAGGGGUGUUGGGUUGGCGAGAGGAAGGGCUACGGUUAACCGUGCGAGGGGCCAACAG